Molecule: messenger RNA, 2698 nt
Organism: Physella acuta
Lineage: Eukaryota; Metazoa; Mollusca; Gastropoda; Physidae
Product: guanine deaminase-like
Biological process (GO): guanine catabolic process
Cellular component (GO): cytosol
Molecular function (GO): guanine deaminase activity; zinc ion binding
Source: RefSeq, a predicted model, not a curated record
UCUAGCGUGUCAGAUACUGUUUGAUACUACAUCUUUUGUCUAAGUAUACACCCUAGUACGCCAAGUUUUCUUUGUAGUGUAGGUAGCUUGCGGUAAGAUUUGUAAGGCUUUAAGAAUUACAUAACGGAGAAUUGGAAGGGCAAUCUCUUUAUCAAAAACUACGUAUGUCUUCCUUUGACAGUAGGCUAAUCAGCGUUCAGUGUCUGGCUGUCAAGGAAUAUUCCGACCAGCAUAGUUUGUCUGACUUUGUUAUAAGGCACAUCCAGCAUAGUUUGUCUGAACAUCAUCGUCAAGCAUAGCUUGUCUGACUAACUAAGGAACAUCCAGCAUAGCUUGUCUGACUGUCAUCAUACAUAAUUGUCUGAACAUCAUCGUCCAGCAUAGUUUGACUGCCACCGUCCAACAAAUCUUGUCUGACUACCAUCGUCCAGCAAAUCUUGUCUGACUACCAUCGUCCUGCAAAUCUUGCCUGACUGUCAUCGUCCAGCAAAUCUUGUCGACUACCAUCGUCCAGCAAAUCUUGUCUGACUACCAUCGUCCAGCAAAUCUUGCCUGACUGCCACCGUCCAGCAAAUUUUGCCUGACUACCAUCGUCCAGCAAAUCUUGCCUGACUGCCAUCGUCCAGCAAAUCUUGCCUGACUACCAUCGUCCAGCAAAUCUUGCCUGACUACCAUCGUCCAGCAAAUCUUGUCUGACUGCCAUCGUCCAGCAAAUCUUGUCUGACUACCAUCGUCCAGCAUAGCUUGCCUGGCUGCCAUCGUCCAGCAAAUCUUGCCUGACUGACAACCAUGCCGGAGACGAACGACCUUGUGUUUGUGGGUACCCUGGUCCACUCGACCAAAACAAAGAGUCUUGAAGUGCUCACCGACACCGCCAUUGCCGUGAGAAACGGGAAGAUAAUUUUUGUGACCAGCAAAGACCAACUAUCCACCGUGCUAGAAAAGUAUCAAAUAUCUCAAGAUGACGUCAUCUAUUUAAAACAAAAAUUUCUGAUGCCCGGAUUUGUUGACUCACACGCGCAUGCGCCGCAGUUUUCAUUCGUCGGCACCGGAAGCGGCCUGGAGCUGUUGCCAUGGUUACAGACGUACACCUACCCCACAGAGACCCGGUUCCUCUCAGACGACCAGUUCGCGUCUGAUGUCUACAACAAAUGUGUGAACAGGACGUUGAGAAACGGAACGACCACAGUUUGUUACUUCGCCACCAUAGACCGCAGGUCAACCAUGACGCUGGUUGAUGCCGUUGCUCGCCAAGGUCAAAGGGCGUUUAUUGGCAAGGUCAACAUGGACACGAACUCACCGGACAGCUACAGGGAGUCACGUGACCAGUCGGUGUCGGAUACCAGACGAUUUAUCAAAGACGUUUUAGAUAAAAAGAACCCCCUCAUCACACCUUGCAUCACACCAAGAUUUGCAGUCACGUGCAGUAUGGAGCUCAUGAAACAACUUGGCCAUCUCGCGACAGAAUUUUCACUUCCGGUUCAGACACACAUCAGUGAAAACGUGGGCGAGAUUGAGCUGGUGAGCCAACUUUUCCCCGACACACGUUCGUACACAGAGGUCUAUGACAGGGCGGGUCUUCUGGGCUCAAAGACCAUUCUUGCCCACGGCGUUCACCUAUCACGUGAUGAGCUCAGGUUGAUCAAAGAUAGAGACAGUGGCAUCAGUCAUUGUCCCAACUCCAAUAUCAGCCUCUGUAGUGGAAUUCUUGAUGUCAGGAAAGCUUUAGACGUGGGGGUCAAAGUCGGACUUGGCACGGACUUUGCUGGCGGCCACAGCCCCUCCAUGCUAGACGCCAUACGGCGGGGGGCAGAGUCAGCAAACAUUCUCAAACAGCAGACGUUGCUCAAAGAGGAGUCAGUGACGCCACUCACGUACAUGGACAUGUUCCGUCUGGCCACACUGGGGAGUAGCGAAGUACUUGGACUUGAUGACGUCAUCGGGAACUUCAGCGUGGGCAAGGAGUUUGACGCCAUAGUGGUCAACGCUUACGUCAAAGGCGGACCGUUUGACGUCUUUGUGACGGACAACAUUGAUGACGUCAUACAGAAAUUUAUUUUCUUGGGGGAUGAUCGGAACAUUGAGGAGGUUUACGUUGCUGGGAGGAAGGUGCUGGCACACACGGAAUAAAACUUUGCCAGGAAUUAUGGGAUGUUGACUAAAACGUGUGACAGGAAUUAUGGGAUGGUGACCCAAAAAAACGAGGCAGGCUAUGUGAUAUUUAUGAGCUUGUGACCCGAAAUUAUUCAAUGGCCCCAAAACCUGUAGCAAAUUUAAUACCAAAGACAAAUAUCUUACCGAGUGAUUAAAUAAAGAUUAUUGUUAACCCUGUACAAAAAUAAUCACUGUACAUCUGUAUAUACUUUCGUUUUUACAAAUAUUCAAGGAAGAGGUGGAAGCAUAUAUCGGUAAAAAUAUAAAAAAAGCAAAAUGUUAAAUAAACAGAGUUAAAGAUAUACACAUGAGAGCAGUUCCCAUAGCCAUACACUAAUCAAUAUAAAAUUGGUUUACUAUAAAAGGGAGACAAACCUUAUAAAACUUCAGAUGUUGAAUGAACACAAUCAGUGCUAGUUUUUAGCUCCCCUUAUUAUUGAGAGACUUUUAGAUAUCGAUAGCUGCUAAUGUUGUACUAAAUAAACAACGAAUAUUGUGAUUCUUUUAUGGUGUACAAUGUAAUUUAUCCCGAAACAUAUAACAA